Carassius auratus (goldfish) is the source of this 1125-nucleotide messenger RNA. Its product is annotated as myomegalin-like. The transcript is spliced from 9 exons. The record is from RefSeq and is a predicted model, not a curated record. The coding region runs from base 196 to 1110 and encodes 304 amino acids. Lineage: Eukaryota; Metazoa; Chordata; Actinopteri; Cypriniformes; Cyprinidae. Gene Ontology annotation, molecular function: gamma-tubulin binding; microtubule binding. Gene Ontology annotation, cellular component: microtubule plus-end; pericentriolar material; mitotic spindle pole. Gene Ontology annotation, biological process: microtubule bundle formation; establishment of mitotic spindle orientation; centriole replication.
ACGCAUGCGCGUUACAGCCGAUGCUCUGAUGUGCUUCUGCUGAUGUAGGUCAGAUGUAGCCUGAAUGAGUCCAGAAGCAGCUUCACACGAGCCCGUGGAUGUAGCACAACCGAGCCGGAGCAGACCGGACUCCUUCAGGAUCCUUUGUCUGUGAGGAAUAACGACGCGCUGCUCGAUGGAGCGUCCCGGUGUUUGAUGAUGAACCGGAGCGGGGCGGAGAGCGCGAGGGCUGCGGCCGAGCGAGAUUUUGUUGUGGAUGGAGAGAUAAAUGAAUGCGGAUCUACUAGUUACAUUACAGAUUGUCUAAAUGAAGACACUGACAAAGUUCCUCUUCAAACGCACCCGCUGAGAGAAUUUGAGCAGCACCUCAAUGACCUGAAGAAGGAGAACUUCAGCCUCAAGCUGCGCAUCUACUUCCUGGAGGAGCGGAUCCAGCAGAAGUUUGAGGACAGCAGCGAUGAGAUCUACAGGACGAACAUCGAGCUGAAGGUGGAGGUGGAGAGUCUGAAACAGGAGCUUCAGGAAAAACAGCAACUGCUGGAUAAAGCGCUGACAGCAGCAGAGAGUCUGACCAAUCACAAUGAAGCAGAACUGCAGCGCCGGUGUGAAGAGAGACAACAAGAGAUCGAUCACAUGCAGCAGGUGCUGGAGACCAAGAUACAGAUACUGCAGGAGGAGGCUCAGUUAGCGCUGGACAAGGCAGAGCUGAGAGUCAACACGACUGAAUCUCACUUGCAAGAUCCCUCUGUCACCAUGGAAACGGUCCUCAAGGAGACAUCAGGUGACACGAGCACAUGGCCUGAUGAAGAUGCAGACAGAAAGAAGAUUGAGCAGCUGAGCGUGGCGCUGUGCCUUAAGGAGCAAGUGAUCAGAGAGCUGACAGAGGAGAGGACAGACCUGAGACAGAGAGUGAGACACAUGGAGGAGCAGCUGGAGCAGCUGUCUGUGUCUCUGCUGCAGAGAGAGAGAGACGCGCAGUUUUAUCAGGAGGAGUUGGGCCACGAGAGGCUCCGUGUGCAGCAAGAGAUGCAGGUAUGUGUUUCUCUGGUGCUCUUACAGUCAGUGAUGAAUGAUGAGGUGAAGAGAGACUCUAAUAAGAGUGUGAAGUAGUUUGUUGAUCAGAUU